This is a messenger RNA of Zootermopsis nevadensis, 5418 nucleotides long. RefSeq lists its product as uncharacterized. The record is from RefSeq and is a predicted model, not a curated record. Gene Ontology annotation, molecular function: outward rectifier potassium channel activity; potassium ion leak channel activity. Gene Ontology annotation, biological process: stabilization of membrane potential; potassium ion transmembrane transport. Lineage: Eukaryota; Metazoa; Arthropoda; Insecta; Blattodea; Termopsidae. Gene Ontology annotation, cellular component: plasma membrane.
UUUGUUAUUAAAAAACAUUGGGGUUAGAACCUGACUUCACAUACUAUACCUCGAAAUUCCAUACAUGAAACAGCAGGUUAUCUGAUUUUUAACCAGUGUUGUUCAGGGUUGUGUCUGAAAUUCACGGCAUUGAUUUUCACGUUGCGUGCGCAGACUGGUACAAGGACGUCACAUACAAUUAUGAACGUUAAGAAGAGAUCAAAACUACGAAGGGAAGUGUAGGAGAAAGUGACGUAAGGUUAUCAACAUGCAAAAUUUAUCUUACAAUGAAUUAGUAGUUGAAAUGUUUCACAUCAGUCAGUUGGUGUUCUGCCAUCAAGCUAACAGGUAGCUGAAUGUAGCUGAUGAUAUUUUAUUCGGUGUUUAUGAAAGAAGACAAGUCAGCUAUACUUGAGUUAUUGUUAACAUGUCAUAACAAACCAGCAAUCAACAAGUACUGAGCAAAUGCUGCAGAUAAAUGUUUUUUGGAAUGAAUCGAGCCUACCCUAUCAUUCCAACCCCAGUUGUACCACCCUUAUAUCAGCCCCAUAAUAGUGCAUCAAGUGGUUCCAACAGAAGCAGUACACCACAUCCUGAAACUAUUCCUCCACAAACUACUAGAAAGCGACAUAAAUCAUCUCUGACUUUUCUUAACCACACAACUCAAAAGUUGCCAAUUUAUAGUCAACAACACGAAAAACCUCCAUCAAUUCUUAAAAACAAGGAAAAAUAUUCAAGUUCGAAAGGUGAGAGAGGAGUUUCAGACAUUCAUGCAGGGACACACAACAAUGAUAUGAAUCGAAUGUAUGAUGAAACGGAUGGUUAUGAAACAGGAAAUGUCAGUAGAAGUCAGUAUGAAUUUUACGAAGGUAAGGAAAGUGUUGAAGAUGAGUUUCAACCAAAUAUUCCUGGAACAGUGAUUGAAAACUGCAGUCACAGCACCCAGAUUUUUGUUAAGAUCUUGAGCCAGCAACCACAUGGAACCUCACAGAGAAUAUGUAAUAUCAAAGAGGAUAAAAAUGGUGGAGUAACCAUUUACAUGUCAAAGCCACAGAAAGAUCAUGACAAUAUUAAUAAUCCAAAACAAUACGAGGAUAAUUAUGAACAACUAAAGAGGCAGAAAGACUGCCAGAAUCUUCAUAAUCAUCCCUCAGAACCACCAAAGAUACCACCAAGAAAAUCAAAACAGAAAACAAACAAGGAAGCAAAGACACAAUCAAAGAAAGCAUAUUCUGUUGAAAAUAGUUUGCCAGAAGAGCAGCAGGAUUACCAGCACAUUUCUGGGACAUCAGAAAUGAAUGCAACACACACUUCUGCAGAGGAAGGACAACAUAAUAUUCAGAACUAUGAUCCUGACUUAAACAGGAAUGUUAACAGAAAUGGAGAUGAUACAGAAAUAGUGAUACGUGCUGAAAGUGAGGUUCAAUUAGGUAAUUCAAAACUGACAUAUAAAGACAUAGCAUUACCAAUAAGCAUAGACAAUAAAGAGUUUACUGCAGAACAAUGUAUAUCUGUUGGGGUUCAGGUUUCUCCUUCACCACAAUAUCGCUUGAGAUUUCUACCAGCAGGUGGCUGCUCUGCUAACAACAGCAGUGAGUGGGAAUUCUGUGGCUCUGAAAGGAUGCGAUUCUUUUUGCAACUUGUAGGUCGCUGGACAUUUUCCCAGAGUGGGUUAGGGGUUAUACUCUUCAUCUGGGCUUUGCUAGGUGCCACUGCAUUCCGAGCAACAGAAGGACCCUAUGAGGAGCAGGUAGCAAGAGAACUAAUGGCUAGGCAAGAAGAACUAGUGAUUGAAUUGUCAGGGGAUUUAAGGAUAUUAAAACAGGAGGAACCAGGGUGGCAUAACAAGAUAGGGUAUUAUGUGGAUAAACACAAAGAAAUGCUACUUGAAGCAGUGAGUGAAGGCUAUGGAGAAGGAGGCAGCAAAGGCAAGAUAUGGAGUUACGCAGGGUGUCUACUAUUUUCCGUGUCACUUCUUACCACGUUAGGUUUUGGAGCUCCAGUUCCAAGAACUACAUUGGGCAGAAUAUCAGCUGUGAUAUUCUCAGCAAUUGGCAUCCCGUUACAUCUGCUCCUAGUGCUAAACAUUGGUAUGCUGGUAACAGUCAAGCUGCAAUUUCUUGCCACCAAAUGGCAACCUGGCACAUCAUUUCCCACAGCGCUGUUCCAAUGCUGUUGUCGGUACGGUGUAAAGAAACCAUCCAGUCCAAUUCAGCAAACAUCUGAAGAUCAGAUUUCUGCAAUAGACACUAAUAUCAAGCCAACAAAGGUCAACGCAAACCCUUCUGUCUCUCCACCUAGAUGGCUGAAGUGGUUCCCUGCAGUGUCUAUCUUCUUGUACUACACUUUUGGGGUGUUAAUCUUUGGAGUAGGCAGAGCACAGCCAUUUGCUGCCUGUCUUCUCUUUCCCCUUGAUUUUACAGCAGCAGGUGGUGUAGGUCUGACAUCUGGGCCUCUCCGGACAUUCUAUGCUAUCUACUUAGAGGGGGCUGUGACACUGGCUGCAAUAUCCGUCUCCAUCCUUCAAGUUUCAGCUUCAAGAGGAUUAACAGACCUAGGUUUGAAAUUUGGACUACUAACAAACUCCUGACUGGAUUGCUGUAAAAUUAUAAUAUAAAUACUUUGUUAUUCUUCACACAUGAAUUUCUAAUGUAUUACAUGUCACAGUUUAUGUUGGACAUCACAUAUUUAAUAUAUAGAAUGUUUCUUCUACUUCUGUCCUACGGUGAUAUUAGGUAACAGACAUAUCUACAGUUUUCAUCCUUCAAUAUUAGUGGCAGCAGAUGGUAAAAAAACUAAGAACUUUUCAAUAGUAAAUAUACCUGUAUGUCCAUCUCAAUGUUUUGGGUUCGGUUCUGACAGUGCAAUUAUUAGUAUACAAAAUAUCAGCCAAUAUACUGACAAAUCACCUGAAGACAACCAUUUUCUGCAAUUAGGUUUAUGGUUUUCUUGGUAAUGAAAAUGUGGAAUGUUGUUUUUGGGUGUUGACACCAUAUAGUCACGUAGUUAGAUACCAACAUUUUGAAUGAACAUUGUUAAUUACAAACAUCACAGCCAAGACCAAAAUCAAACUUCUGAAAUGUUGUAUUAAUCAAAUAGACUUCAAAUGCUAUAUAAUGUUCAACAAACAGUAUCAUAUCAACCACUGUAACAAACGUUAGGAGAAUCACAUCUCAGAUAUUACCAAAACAGGUCAGAGAAUGAGCGAGCACAGUUUGUUGCCUACAGGCAAUCAGCAGAUCAAAUCUUUAAGCUGAAUAUCCUGACUCAGAAGUUUGGUGGUUUUCCUUACUCACUCCAGACAAAUGCUCAGAUCCUUGUUUCUUCCUCUGCAAUCCCACCGAAGUCAUACUUCAUCACAUACUACAAUCACUGUUAGCUUCCUAACAAUCAAUAUUAAAUUAAAUAUAAAAAAAUUAGGGAAAAAUCAUUACGCAAGAUAUUUUUUUAAAUGUAAAUUAAACAAGAGUAAAUAUAUAUAUAUAACAUGUGAAUAUGAUCAAAUGUGAAUAUGUAGUUCCACUAUUGCACAUAAAUCGCAAUUGUAGUGUAUAAAAGGCAUAAUAGAGAAGUUCUGAGGAAAUUUAUUUUCACUCUAGAAAUAUUUUAUCCACUUACUAGUUGAAGUUACCAGAAAAUUGGGAGAAAAACACAGCACUUAGCAAGCUUUCAGACCCGUUUAGAAAAUUAAGAUAAUUUUUUUUUUAUUGAGUCAAUAUUUAACUUAAAUUUUAAUAUUGAGACUAAUGGACAUAUGCUUCAUAUUAAAUAAAAUCAAGAUUUUAAACAAAGAAAUAUGCUGGCAUAUGAAAUUGAAAUGCAUUUGUAAUCGGCCACAUAACCUCCACUGACUACUUGUAUUCUUUCAAUAACAUAAAAAUUGUAUAUUUUUAUAUAACAGUGUAACAUGGUCAUUUGAUAAGCAAUUUUACUUCAAUAUACAUAUAAAAUCAAUGUUAAUUUCUACAAAAUAUAUUUCUGGUACCUACAUGUAUUUUAUAUAGCAAAUGCCAGUAUGAUGUAUCAUGUACAACUAGGGAAAAUUCCCUGCAUAAUGUUAUGCUAUUUUUUUCAAUUAUUAUCAAAUGACCUACUGAAAUCAUUUAUUAAGUUCAUCCUUAUGUAAUUCUGGAAACUGCUGGAUACUCAUUUGUUAUCCUUUUCUGGAUCACUGUUAGUUUAUGGAAACCAAUUAAUUUAAUGUUGUACUAUAUAUCUAUGGUAUUAUGAAAGACUCACUAAAACACUAAAAUGUUGUAUAAAGCAAAGCUUUCAUGGCGACUGAAAUUUAUGAAAGACUCUCGGGCAACAAGCUUCGUCAGGUGGCUGAAUGGUGAAAGAACGUUGGCAGAAUAAAUGGUUCAUUUACCAUUCAACAACCUGAUGUGGCUUGUUGCCCGAGAGUCUUUCAUCAACUAAAAUGUUUGUUCAUUAACUUAUUUUUUAGCUUAUAAAUACACAAUAAAACAUAAUCUUUUUAAAGGCAGCUCCUGAAGUGGAUAAGUAUUCCAUUUCUCCAUGACAAAGACAGAACCUGACUUUACAGUGCAACUUCUCUAAGUAGGAUAAUUUACUGUAGAAUCAGUGGAUGUAAAGCCCUCAGGUUGGGCCAGAAUGCUGUGAUUAUUUUCUCAACUUAGCCAUCUCCUUGACAUUCUUCUGUAGGGAAGUGACAAUAUUGUUGGGGUAAGCUAAAGUUCCAGACUGUACUCACACUGGAUCUUAUGAUAGCUUUACUUUGCAUUACAAAAUUUUAAUGCCCACUGUCACACAAUUAAAUCAGUGCUUGAAGUGGGGUGUCAUGUAUAUUUCUAGUACUUCUUAAAUUAUCCUGUUGCUUAUUGUAGACUUAUUUAUAUUUUGGUUAACAAAUGUUAGCCUAAUAUAAAAUAAGAUACCAGCCAUCCCAAUUUUGUUUCCCUCUUGUAUGAAACACUGCUAAAAAUAAAAGAAUAUGAGAUUACUGUUUUUUGGAAUUCACCCCAUUGUGUGUAUCUCAUUAGAUGUAUUCUAGGAGUUUUUCCUUUUAAAAUGCAAGUUAAACUGACUGUACUAAAAUAUUACUGUCUUACCUUAAUACUUACAUGUUAAUUCAAAGUAAUGAAACAGAUUAUUUACUUUUCUGAACAUUGCAGUUUUUAUACAGAUCUAUACAACUGCAUCAUUUAAAUCUAAAAUGCCUCUUACUGUUUAAUAUAUAUGAAAUAUCAAGUGAUAUUAAUUUUAGAUUAACAACUGUUUUAUGCUGUCUAGCCUCUUUUUCUCCUUAAUUUUAUUAGAUAAUCAUGAAUUAGAGCAAUGAAACUUGUACAGUGAUGUUAGCAUAGAUGCUGAAUAUCACUAACACCUUCUUAUUUAUACAUUAAUAUUAAGAUUUAAACUAUGUAAUAUCUGUGUUCCUAAUAUCUUUAGAUACAGUAAAAUACAAUCACAACUUUA